Molecule: messenger RNA, 843 nt
Organism: Sphenostylis stenocarpa
Lineage: Eukaryota; Viridiplantae; Streptophyta; Magnoliopsida; Fabales; Fabaceae
Source: the annotation of a GenBank genome assembly
AUGGCCUUGAUAUUAGAAGAUGAAGAUUUUCAUGAUAUGAACUUCUUAUUGGAAAACCAUUCAUGGGAUCCCUCCAAUUCUUCUGCUAACUGGCGUGAAAGUAAAGAAAACACCAACUCAAAAAACCAGAAGAAUGAAAAGGAUGAAGCUCUCAUGAACAAGAACGCAAUUCGAGACCCGAGCAAUGUUGCUGCCAGUGGUGAAGGAAAAGGUGAAAAGAGUCGCGAAUCUGAUGAACAUGAAAUGCAUAUAUGGACUGAGAGAGAAAGGAGAAAAAGAAUGAAAAACAUGUUCAGUAGUCUUCAUGCUAUGCUUCCCCAUCUUCCUUCUAAGGUGGAUAAAUCAACGGUUGUGGAUGAAGCGGUGAGCUACAUAAAAAAUCUUCAGGAAACCGUGGAAAAGCUAGAGAAACAGAAACAAGAAAGGGUUCAAUAUAGCACCGCGUUUGGGUAUAAGUCAUCAUCAUCAACGUUCGUCACUGCUCAGGGAUUUUCUUCCAAUAACAACUUUUCCAACGCGAUGAUGGGAGCUUCUUCAAACGCGCUUCCAGUAAGUUUUGAUAAAACGUGGACCUCUUCAAACAUGGUCUUGAGUGUUUGUGGAGAUGAGGCCCAAUUCUGCGUCUGUGCGGCCCACAAGCCCGGGCUCAUGUCCAGCAUAGCUUUUGUGCUCGAGAAGUACGAGAUAGAGCUCGUAUCUGCCAACAUUUCUUGCAUUGGGAAUGGAAAUGCAAUCAUGAUUCAAGUUCAUGGGAAACGAGCUUCACAUCAGUUUCUAAAUGCAAAUUCAGUGGAAGAAAUUUACAGGCAAGCUGCGGGAGAGAUUAUGCUUUGGAUCGCUUAA